CUUUAUUCUGUUAAUUUAAAAGCUUGAAAUGCCCCCUUUGACCUCUUUAACAAUGCGUGACUGCACUCUCAACUGGUGCUCAACAUUGUAAACAGAUCAAAGUAAAUAUCAUAUUUAGGUUAUCCCUACAAAGAGGUCCAACUUAUAUUUUUUACAGAUCAAUUAAUUUCAACGACUUGAAAUACAAUAAACUGGAUUCCAGACGCCUGGCAAGUGGGCUUCGAUGGGUUAGAUUUCUUCAAUAUUAUAUUCCUAUCCUAUGAGAGGAAUACCAUAGCUACAAUAUUACACCAUUUCUCGGGGUAUUCUUUUGGGAAAAUUUCAUUAACACGUAUAUAUACACACCAUUACUUAACUCCUGUAUAUAUAGUCAAAGCUCAGUGGUCAAAACGCAGUUCCUAUACAGUUCGACAAGCGCAAUAUAGCUUUGUUCCUAGAGGCUUAUUCAAGUAUGUUAUCUGUAAUAGCAAGUAUUAUAAGCUCUGCUUUGGGCUUAGUGUUGAAUAAAGCUCGCACAACAGCAGCAGACAAGCUCAAAGACGGCGAUACCACAGAUGAGAAAUUGCGAGAUGUAAUCAACGAAGACUUGAACGAUAUCAAGGCAAAAAUCGAUGCACUCUCGCGAAAAGAUUUACUCGCAAGUUAUUGCUUUCUGAAAGAGGGUGUAGUUUCACUCAAUCUCGCACUCGAUGAAGUAAAAGACGAACAGACAAGUAAAGACGAUACAAACGGUGACCAAAAUGGCGGAAGUCAAACAACAGUAGCAACCACAAGAAACGAAAGCGAGUCUGGAGUUCUGAACGAAACCAUCGCUCUCUCACACGCCAUUCAGAAGCUAAACGACACAUCAAAUACUCGACUUGUUUCUGCAAAAGAACGUUUCAAAGCUGCACUCGAAGAAGCGACUCGAGCAUUCUGUAACGAAGCCUUGAGCUUGCCGGAUAGAAUCAUGGCGCUAAAACUACGUGUCGUCUCGAAGAUUUUGGAAUGUCUUCAAGACACAAAAGCAGCGGCCGCUGGUUGCAUGUUGUUCUUGGAAGAGCUUCAUGAUCUGCCAGCAAUCGGAGAAACAUUUUCCACAUAUUUCAAAGGAGGGAUAAAGUCAAGGUUGUACAAAGAUUCACGAUUAGAAAACGUGAAAUCUGUUCUCUCUUUGAACUUUGCUAUAUCAGAAUUUAUUGCGAGGUUUUCUGGUGAGAUACCUAAAGUCAGAAACUGGCCCAGAAUACACCUGUCUACCAGAGAGACGAUCCACCCGCUACUUCUUGAUGUUGAUGUUGUGAAGGAAAUUUUUGACAAGGAAGAAUUUCAACCGCCAGAAAAUCAAAUCACUUCAUGCCGAAAAUGUUUUUGCAAUUUCUGUAUAAAUAGCAAAGGGCAGCUUCUAGCUUUAUCGGAUUAUGGCACGCGUGUACGUGUUUUAAACAGAUCAGGCGAAACUAAAAAGUUUUGUCGAAUUAUCCCAACUACAGCAAACCUUAAACCUGACGAGAAUGGAACAAUGGCGUUGGUCAUCGAUCGUGACGAUAAGGUUUUCGUAAUCAAAACCUUUAAAGACCGUACCAGUGGGAAGUAUGUGUUUGUUCUGUUGGUUUUCGAUUCCAAUGGUAAUAGGCAAUACGAACGUGUGUUGCACUUCCUUGAACGUGACACAGCGAAACGGAUUAACUGUGUGAUAGACAACGAUGGUGGUAUUAUAAUCCACCUCUCGGAUGCCUUUGAUCUUUAUGUCUGCGACAACAACGGCAAUUUGAAAUCUACCUUGUCACUUGAGAAAUAUUCAAGUGGUGAUACACGGCACUUCUUCCGAUGUGCCAGUGUCACUAAUCAGAAUGAAAUAGUUAUGAGAAAAGGUGAGAAGGUGUUCGUUUACACGAAAGAGGGGAAGUUGAAGCGAACGAUAAUUGUGAAGAAAGGUAUUGGUGCGGUGACUGUUAACUAUGCUACAUCAAAUUUAGAAAUAAUGGAACACGAUGAAUCAUCCUUUGGAACAAGGCGGUCAUUCUGUAUUCGUAGUUACUCAGAGAAUGAUGAAGUUGAAUGUUUGUAUUUACCAACAAACGAAGAGUACUGGUCGAAGCAUUACUGCUCACAUCCUACCGGUCCUGCAGCGCUUGUAUACUCUAAUAAAAUGUACGAAAGAAAGAUAAUAUUCCUUUAAAUAAACGUGUCAUUACGAAGUUAAGUUCUGUGAUUACUGUGGUUUAUAAACGAUAGCUUGGUUUCCGUACCUCUAGGGUCGGUUCUUCAAAGCUGGAUUAGCGCUAACCCUGGAUUAAAAGUUAAUCCGCUGUUUUUAGUUUCUGUAUCUCUGCACGUUUAAUCUCGAUAAGAAAACUCUUAUUGAUCCACACAAGAUUUCUGAAGAAAUAUUUGCAAGUUCUUGAGAAGUUUUGCUUUGAAUUUUAGGUUAACCAGUUUUUGAACAACCGAGCCCAGAUGUCAAAAAUCUACUUGACUUCAUUGAACUUCUCAGACUGUAAAAUAAUUGUCAUAUUUACUUGGUUUUAAAACGAUUAUUUUAAUCCCUGCAUAUAUACUGUAUUGUAAAUAGUUUUUCUCAUAUUUUGGGCUUAACUUGACUUACACAUAAGGAGAAUUUUAUAUUAUGUAUAAUGAACAAAGUGUAAUUUGGUUUUUAACACAUUCUCAGGGUCUAGCUAGCCUGAAUAAAUAUAGAUUAAACAAACACACAAACACAAACACAAACACAAACACAAACACAAACACAAACACAAACACAAACAAAAAACAAUAUAUGCAUAUAGUGUAAUAGUGUAUAGUAUUUUGAAAUAAAAGCAAAUAUCAUAAAAUAAAAUGGAC
This is a messenger RNA of Paramuricea clavata, 2823 nucleotides long. The record is from the annotation of a GenBank genome assembly. Lineage: Eukaryota; Metazoa; Cnidaria; Anthozoa; Malacalcyonacea; Plexauridae.